This is a messenger RNA of Tarenaya hassleriana, 1229 nucleotides long. RefSeq lists its product as uncharacterized. The transcript has 2 exons. Lineage: Eukaryota; Viridiplantae; Streptophyta; Magnoliopsida; Brassicales; Cleomaceae. The record is from RefSeq and is a predicted model, not a curated record. The coding region runs from base 447 to 1229 and encodes 260 amino acids.
GGAUCGAUGUCUGGAGUGGGUAUGGGAUGACCGGUACCGAGAGCCGUGAUAUCGGUGACCGAUGAGGAGUAUGAAGAUCACUUGAGGUCCUCGCAAACGAUUUUUGCUUGGGCUGUUGCGCCUCGUGUUCGACACAGGCAUGAACGAGUUGUUGUAUUUACCUACGUGUGAUAUACACGUAGAGACGAUUGACGGACAUUGUUUGAGAAUGCUGAUUGAUUCAAUGAUGAUUGAUUUUAUUGAAAUAUCCCGUCGCAUGUAUAUGUAUAUUAUUGACUAUAUUGCUUGGCCGUUUUCAAUAAAAAUAGAAAUCUCGGGUUACACCCGAAUUCCUCCCUAAGCACGUAGCUUAGGACGUUGUUAUGCAACGUUUCAGGUCGUGAGCAGCAACAGUGACUGAGGCAGACACGGGACCCGGUGACAGCUAGACUUCCUGAUCAUUGACUAUGCCUCCACGACGUGCACGACCUGCGCCUAGACUCGGGGCAGCGGAAGCACCUAUCCCUAACCCCAUGCCAGAGGACUUUCGACAGUUCUGCGAGAGGAUGUGGCAACAGUAUCAGGGUCAGAUGCCACCUCCAGCAGCUGGAGCCAUACCUGCGGCUAGACCAGAGUAUGUUCCACCACCACCUCCACCAGGUCUGCCGGCGUUUCACGCACCAGUAGGCGUGGAUUACCUUGCACUGAUCAAGGAACUUCGGGCCAUGAACACCCCGAGGUUUGAGGGUUCUCAGAUUCCUGAAGUUGCUGAGGACUGGUUGGUGCGGAUCACACAUGACUUUGAUUAUCUACGGUGUCCACUACAGUAUCGAGCAGAGAUAGCGAGUCACCAUCUGUUCGGACAAGCUCGCCACUGGUGGGAUGGAGUUGUGCGAGACACUAUUCCUGGACAUCAGUUCACGUGGGAUGAGUUUCGAGCUGAGUUCGAGGAGAAAUAUUACAAGCGACAUGAUCAGGAACAUCGUCUCGUGGAGUUCAUCAAUCUCCAGCAGGGUGACCGUUCUGUUGGUGACUAUGAGGCGGAAUUUACUAGGCUCCUACGAUAUGGAGCUAAUCUUGUUCCUACCGAAAGAUUGAAGAUUCAGAAGUUUGUUGCUGGUCUUCGCCCCUCUCUGCGAAGGAAGAUCGAGGUACUGGAGUAUCCUACCUUGAACCGAUACAUCUGCCAGCUCGAGAAGAUGCGUACGUAUCUGAUAUCGACUAGUAGUAUCGACAUCCAUAAAAGCUAA